This is a messenger RNA of Clunio marinus, 570 nucleotides long. The record is from the annotation of a GenBank genome assembly. Lineage: Eukaryota; Metazoa; Arthropoda; Insecta; Diptera; Chironomidae.
AUGAGAUGGAGCAGUUCGAGUGGUUUUGCACUUACACAACUCUCAAUGUACUUUGGUUUCAUGAAGCCAUCUCUGUUUUCCGUUAUCUUGUUCAUGAUGCAUUACUAUCAAACUUAUGUUGUUGUUGGGACAAUGAUGCUGAUGAAAUCUUUUGAGAUUUUGAUAGUAACAUUGCUUGAUGACUUGAGAUUUGACUUACAGACAAUUUUAAAAGAUAAAAAUGUUAUCGAUUGGAAUAUUUUAAUAACGAAAUUGGUAAACUAUCAGAAUAUAUUUAAAGUAAGUAAUGAAUUCAACGAUGUAUUUGGAUUACAACUGACAUUAGUGACAGUUUCAGUCAUAGUUAACUUUACUCUUCAAAUUUAUGAUUCACUUCAGACUGUGCUGAUAACUUCAAGCUUUGGUGUUUUGGCUACAUCAUUUUUCAGUGCUUUUCCUGGCUUGAUUUAUUUAUUCUUUUUAUUAACAAGUUCUGGAGAAAAUUUUGAAAGAGAAGACAGAAAGCUUAUGAAUGAUUUACUUCUUUACCACAAAAGUAACAAAAAUACGUCAGGUGCUUUACAUAAAUAA